Sebastes umbrosus (honeycomb rockfish) is the source of this 3390-nucleotide messenger RNA. RefSeq names its product transmembrane serine protease 15 (gene tmprss15). Gene Ontology annotation, biological process: proteolysis. The transcript is spliced from 30 exons. Gene Ontology annotation, cellular component: membrane. The coding region runs from base 101 to 3286 and encodes 1061 amino acids. The record is from RefSeq and is a predicted model, not a curated record. Lineage: Eukaryota; Metazoa; Chordata; Actinopteri; Perciformes; Sebastidae. Gene Ontology annotation, molecular function: protein binding; serine-type endopeptidase activity.
CAGGGGGGCGGGGCUACGUUGAGGGAGAUUACCUGCCAGGUUUACUGCUGCUGGACUUCACUCUCUGAUAAACACAGCAGGAAGUAGUUCAGCCGUCAGUAUGAAGCGCAGUCUGUCGUCUCUGGAGCUUCUGCUCGCCGUUGUGUCGUCUCUUCUGCUCACCUGCUGCGUGGGACUGAUGGUGGUUUCAUGGAUCAGCCUGAAGCCUGAAGGUUCCGUUGAGCCAGGCGUGCUGAGUGGUCGGAUGUUGAUCACAGAGGGAGCAGUUUACUCCGAGGACCUGAGGAACUCCAGCAGUCUGCACUUUAAAUCUUUGGCCUUCGAUGUCCAACACCUGGUAUCGGAGGCGUUCGCUCUCAGUGAGCUCCGACUGGACUUCAAGUCCUGUCAGGUUUUAUACUUCAGUCGGGGCAGUGUGGCGGUGAACUUUGACCUCUGGUUCGAUCAGCUGAUCGACGUGAAGGAGGCGGAGCAGCAGCUGAAGGCGGGAAUCCAGGAGGCCGGGAUGGCAGGAUGGGUCAUCGACAGAAACAGCAUCCAGAUCAAAGAGAAACAAGAGCAGACGACAGCUCCUCCAACGAGCGUCACACCUACAACAGAGAAACAAGAGCAGACGACAGCUCCUCCAACGAGCGUCACACCUACAACAGAGAAACAAGAGCAAACGACAGCUCCUCCAACGAGCGUCACACCUACAACAGCAACGUGUCCUCCUCAUCAGACGCCGUGCGCCGAUCGAUCGAUGUGUGUUCCGAUCGAUCGGCUCUGUGACGGAGUCGACGACUGUCCCGACGCGUCCGAUGAAGACGCCGCUCGCUGUGUAACGACGUGUGACGGACAGUUCGUGCUGAGCGGUCCGAGCGGCUCGUUCAGUUCGUCGGAUGUCUCCGAGACGUACGACAGCAACAGCUUCUGUCGCUGGAUCAUCAGGGUUGAUCGGGGACUUUCUGUCCAGAUCAACUUCCAGCGGUUUGAAACAGAAGAAAACAUCGACGCGCUCCGACUGUACGACGGCGUCGGAGCAGAGACACACCUGACAGCUGAGCUCUCAGGCUCCGCCCCCCCCAGGACCGUGUGGCUUCUGACUGACCAAUCAACGGUGGAGUUUACCUCUGAUGACAUCAUCAACCUGUCAGGGUUCAACGCUACUUACAGCGCCGUUGACCUCUCCGACCUCUCCAGUGAGGAGAAGCUGACGUGUACCUUUGAGCAGGGCAUGUGUUUCUGGAGGCAACAGCAGGACGGUGAUGACGGGGACUGGAUUCGAACCAGCGGCUCAACGUUCCCUCCACUGAGCGGCCCGAGUCACGACCACACGCUGAGUAACAGCUCAGGUUUCUACAUCGUCUCUCCUCUGAGUCCCGGCCAAUGGCUGAAGAGCUUCAGGAUCUACAGCUUCCCUCUGACUCCACCCACACAGCCCAUGUGUCUGAGCUUCUGGUACCACAUGUUUGGAGAGGACGUCCACCGUCUCAGAGUCCUGCUGGCUCAACCUGCUGUUACUGUGGUGUUCCAGAGAGACGGUAACUAUGGCGACAGCUGGAACUACGGCCAGGUGGCCCUCAACCUAACGACCGAGACCACGGUGGUGUUUGAAGCGCUGAAGAAAGGAGGGAUGAGGAACGAUAUCGCUCUGGAUGACAUCACACUGACCUCUGAUCCCUGCGGCCCCGCCCCCCCAGAACCAACCAAUGUACCGCCCCCAACUACCACGCCCCCUAUACCAGCUGACUGUGGAGGACCCUUUGACCUCUGGGAGCCAAAUUCCACCUUCAGCUCGCCGAAUUACCCACAAUCCUACGGGAACAAGGCCCAGUGUCUCUGGACUCUGCACGCCGCCGAGGGUCGGAACAUCCAGCUCCACUUCCUGGACUUUGACGUUGAAGCGACCUAUGACAUGGUAGAGGUGCGGGACGGGGCGGGACCAAACUCCACCUUACUGGCUGUCCUCACUGGCCGCGCUGGCCCCGCCCACCAGUUGUUCUCAACAACCAAUCAGAUGACAGUCUGGUUCUUCACGGACAGCUCAGGUCACGGCCGAGGAUUCAGAGCCAACUUCACCUCGGGGGUCAACCUGGGGUCACCAGCUGCAUGUGCAGUCGGACAGUUCCAGUGUCGGACAGGAAGUUGUAUCCAUGGUAACGGUCAGUGUGACGGCGAGGUCGACUGUCCUGAUGCCUCUGAUGAGGCCGACUGUGUCGUGUUGCAGGUGAACGGUUCCAGUCUUCUCCAGUUUCAGCUUGUUUCCUCUCUGCUCACCGUAUGUGCCGACACCUGGAACUCUCACCUGUCUGACUUCACCUGUCAGUACCUGGGAUACAGGUCGGGGGAGGCCACACUGCUGCCGGCUCUGCCACAAGAUUCACCGUUUACAACCAUUACAGUCACCAGCAACGGAACCCUGGAGACCAGUGUCAGUGAAACCUGCAGCAGUGAGAAAGUGAUUUCUCUGAACUGUGACAACCAACCUUGUGGUGCUCGACAGGUGACUAACGACACAAGAGAGACCGACCAAUCAGACGAGAGGACACCUGGUGAAGGUGAGGUCAGAGUAGUGGGCGGGGUUAACGCCGUUAAGGGGGCGUGGCCAUGGAUAGUAUCUCUGCAGUGGAGAGGGCGUCAUGUGUGUGGAGCGUCACUGAUUGGCAGAGACUGGCUGCUUACCGCGGCACAUUGUGUCUACGGGAAGAACAUCCACCUUCAGUGGUGGUCGGCCGUUUUGGGUCUUCACUCUCAAAGUGACAUAAACUCUGUGGACGUUCAGACCCGACGAGUCGAUCGCAUCGUCAUCAACAGAUGGUACAACAGACAGACCAAACAGGCCGACAUCGCCAUGAUGCAUCUGCAGCAGCCAAUCAACUUCACCCACUUCAUCCAGCCGCUGUGUUUACCUGCUGAAGGUCAGGACUUCACAGCUGGAACCAGAUGUUUGAUCGCUGGAUGGGGACAAGAGGCUGAGCAGGGUUCUCUCCCUGAUCUUCUCCAGGAGGCCCAGGUUCCUCUGCUGGUUCAGGAUCAGUGUCAGCUUCAGUUACCUGAGUACACCAUCACCUCCAGCAUGCUGUGUGCCGGAUACCCGGAGGGAGGGGUCGACUCCUGUCAGGGCGACUCUGGAGGUCCAAUGAUCUGUCUGGACGACGGACACUGGACUCUGAUUGGUGUGACAUCAUUUGGGGUCGGCUGUGGGCGUCCUGAGAGACCUGGAGUCUACGCCCGAGUCUCUGCCUUCACCUCCUGGAUCGCCCAGACCAGACGCUCCUCCUCCUCCUCUUCUUCCUGCUGCUAAUCCACCUCCCCUUCCUCCUCUUCCUCCUGCUGCUAAUCCACCUCCCCUUCCUCCUCUUCCUCUUCCUCUCUUCUUCCUCCUCCUCCUCCUCUUCCUCCUCCUCU